Molecule: messenger RNA, 2619 nt
Organism: Quercus lobata
Lineage: Eukaryota; Viridiplantae; Streptophyta; Magnoliopsida; Fagales; Fagaceae
Exons: 15
Coding region: 304-2619 (771 amino acids)
Cellular component (GO): membrane
Molecular function (GO): transmembrane transporter activity
Source: RefSeq, a predicted model, not a curated record
CAACACCUUUCACUCUCUCUCUCUAUUCAAAACACAACUACCCCACGAGUCAUUCGCUCCCUUCUGUUAAUUUCAUUUUUGUUUUAUUUUGUUUUUUCUGAUAUAUUCCAAGUUUUUCUGAAACAUUCAAAAUAAACAAGUAGGUUGAUUUGUGCAUUGAGUAUAGGACCUUUUUUGUUGUUGUUAAUAUUCAAAACAAACAAGAAAGAAAAGGAUUGCCUCUUGAUUGAAUGAUUGAUUGUCUUGUUCUACCUGAAGAUUGUUUAAUUUUGGUAGAAUUAGUGGGCUACAACAGUGACGGUGAUGGAAAGUGCGUGUAAUGUAUUGCAUGGGUUGAAGCCGACCAUUUUAAUGGUGGUGGUCCAGUUUGCAUUUGCUGGGGUCAAUGUGUUCUACAAGCUUGCCGUAAAUGAUGGAAUGAACCUGAGGGUUAUUGUAGCUUAUCGCUUCCUUUUCGCAUCAGCUUUUAUUGCUCCUCUCGCUUUUGUUCUUGAAAGGAAAAGCAGACCAAAGUUGACACGGGCAGUACUCUUCCAAUCAUUUCUUUGUGGCCUAUUUGGGGGAUCAUUAGCUCAAAAUUUAUAUAUUGAGAGCCUAGCCUUGACAUCUGCAACAUUUGCUUCAGCCAUAGCUAAUCUUGUUCCUGCCGUCACCUUCAUUUUGGCAGUCCCAUUUGGGUUGGAGAAGCUGAAUCUGGGAACAAUAGAAGGAAAGGCUAAAGUGAUGGGAACAUUAAUGGGAAUAGGUGGGGCGAUGCUGCUUACUUUCUAUAAAGGCGCAGAAAUUGACAUUUGGUCUACUCAUACGAACCUUUUGCAUCACUCUCAACAUGGUCAGAAUGGACACUUGGCAACUGAUUCUAGUAAUCGCCUUUUGGGCUGUAUUUUCGCUGUAGGAAGUUGUAUGUCGUACGCCCUCUGGUUAAUCAUUCAGGCUAAAAUGAGUGAGAGAUAUCCAUCAUAUUACUCCGGCACAGCUUUGAUGAGUAUAAUGGGAACAAUCCAAGCGUUUGUUUUUGCCCUAUUCAUGGAGAGGGAUUGGAGUCAGUGGAAGUUGGGUUGGAAUAUUAGGCUGCUUACAGUGUCCUAUUCGGGAAUUGUGGCUUCUGGACUCAUGGUAACAUUCAUUGCAUUGUGCGUGCACAUGAGAGGCCCUUUAUUUGUCUCUGUCUUCAACCCUCUAAUGCUUAUUUUAGUUGCCAUUAUGGGGUCUCUAAUACUAGACGAAAAGUUGCACAUUGGAAGCAUUAUAGGAGCCACGUUGAUUGUAUGCGGGUUAUACGUGGUGCUGUGGGGUAAAGGCAGGGAGAUGAAGAAGAUAACUCAACUAGCACCCUCAGAAUGCUCCCCAGAAUCUGACUUGACCCAUAUUGUUAUUACGUCUCCUAUGGAUGGCGACAAUAACAACAACAGUGCAAGCGUUAAAAUCAAUGGCCUUUCAACCCCUAUUGCUUCUGUAGAUGACAGCACAUUUGAAAAAGGACAUGAAGAAAGUCAUGAGCAAAAAGAGGAAAAGAAGAAUAGUAUGGGGUACCUAUGUAAUGUAAUACAAAGCUCGAAGCCAGGGAUUUUAAUGGUAGUAGUUCAGAUAGUAUAUGCAGGGAUGAAUAUACUAUACAAACUUGUAUCAGAAAAUGGAGUGAAUUUGAGGAUCCUCAUUGCCUACCGUAUGUUGUUUGCCACUGCCUUCAUGGUUCCUCUUGCUCUCAUCUUUGAAAGGAAAACCAGGCCAAAACUAACAUGGGUAGUAAUGUUCCAGGCUUUUCUUUGUGGGUUACUUGGGGGGACAUUGGCUCAGAAUCUAUAUUUUGAGAGCUUUGCCUUCACAUCAGCAACAUUUGCUGUCGCCAUGAGUAAUCUCAAUCCAGCCAUUACCUUCGUUCUAGCAACAUCUAUCGGGUUGGAAAAGCCAGCAGUAGGAACAUUGGGUGGGAUGAUGAAGAUUGCGGGGACAGUGGUAGGCAUAGGUGGGGCAAUGCUAUUCACUUUAUACAGAGGUGUGAAAAUUGACUUGUGGUCAACGCAUGUUGACCUUUUACAUCAUCAACAACACGUGGCACCAUCACACCCAGGCUCUAGUCAACAUGUAAUCGGCGCCCUAUUGUGUUUAGCAUGCAGUUUAUCCUAUGCAAUGUGGUUGAUAAUCCAGGCAAAAAUGAAUGAAAGAUAUCCAUGCCUUUAUUCAGGCGCAGCUCUCAUAUGUACAAUGAGUUUCUUGCAGUCUACUGUUUUUGCCUUAUGCACUGAAAGGGAUUGGAGUCAGUGGAAAUUGAGUUGGGAUCUUAGGCUCCUUACUGCAGCUUAUUCGGGGAUUGUGUGUUCUGGCGUGGUGGUGGCUGUAAUUGCUUGGUGUAUACAAGCAAGAGGUCCAAUGUUUGUCUCAAUUUUUAAUCCUCUUUCGCUCUUAAUCGUAGCACUCGUAGGAUCUUUAGUAUUGGAGGAAGAGCUGCACCUAGGAAGUAUACUAGGAGCGACUUUGAUCGUGUGCGGGUUGUACAUGGUGUUGUGGGGUAAAAGCAGGGAAAUGAAGAUGAAAAAUCAGCCAGAGCCAUCAAAAAGCUCCCAAGAAUCUCAAUCUCAAUCGAAACUCCGAAGAGUGCGCAGCUACAAAAUCAUCUAG